UGUGUUCCCAUGUUGGCGCUGGACCGCACAUGCAUGCGAGCGCAGAAGCUGAUGCGCGACACCUGGGUGCGAGAAAUUUGGUUUGCACUGCUCCGGGUGGGCAGUGGGGUGAGGACGAUAUCCUUGUGGACAGGGCGGAUGCAGGCGAGGCCCUCACUCUGUCCCUCUUCCAUCUCGAUCGUGGCUCAAGGCCAAGGUGGUUACUCGAGUGGAGGCCCCGUCGUUCCCUGGCUCGCGCGGUCCGCGGCUGGGAGCGAUGGGCAAGGGCAAAGGCGGCAAGGACAAGGGCGGGGGCAAGGGCAAGGUCAAGGGUAAAGGGAAGGACAAGGGCAAAGGUGGCAAAGGUAAGGGCGGCAAAGGGAAGGGCGGUAAAGGUGGCAAGGGCAAGGCCAAAGUGGUUACUCCAGUAGAGGCCCCGUCGUCCCCGGCUCGCGCGGUCCGCGGCUGGGCGCGAUGGGCAAGGGCAAAGGCGGCAAGGAUAAGGGCGGGGGCAAGGGCAAGGUCAAGGGGCGGCAAAGGCAAGGGCGGUAAAGGUGGCAAGGGCAAGGCCAAGGCGAAGGUGGUGAUCGAGCCCCACCGCUUCGCUGGUGUAUUCGUGUCGAAAGGAAAGGACGACUCCCUGGUGACGAGGAACCUCGUUCCUGGCGAGUCCGUUUACGGCGAGAAGCGCCUGGCAGCCGAGGCGGAGGAGGGAGAGGAGAAAGUGGAGUACCGCGUCUGGAACCCCUUCCGCUCCAAGCUGGGCGCCGGGAUCGUGGGUGGCAUCGAGCAGAUGCCAGUCAAACCUGGUGCCAAGGUGCUCUACCUCGGGGGCGCCUCUGGAACCACCGUCUCCCACGUCUCCGACAUGAUCGGCCCAGAGGGCGUCGUGUACGCAGUUGAAUUCUCGCAUCGCUCCGGCCGCGACCUGACCAACAUGGCGAAGCGUCGACCAAAUGUGGUGCCAAUCGUGGAGGACGCCCGGCAGCCACAGAGGUACCGGAUGCUCGUCGGCAUGGUGGACGUCAUCUUCUCCGAUGUGGCGCAGCCAGACCAGGCGCGGAUCGUGACCCACAACGCCUCUUUCUUCUUGAAGAACGACGGGUGGGUCGUGAUUUCGAUCAAGGCCAACUGCGUUGACUCCACGGCUGCGCCCGAGGCAGUGUUCGCAUCUGAGGUGGACAAGCUCCGCAAGGACGGCUGCAAGCCAAAGGAGCAGCUCACCCUCGAGCCCUACCAUCGCGACCACGCCCUGGUGGUCGCAGUAUACCGCGCCAGCAAGAAGAAGAAGAAGGACGAGUGAUGGGACCCCCCUUUGGUACCACUGUUGCCAUCAUCUUCCCCAUCCCUCUGGUGUAUUCCUCGCCGACUUCCUCCUCUCGUCCUCCUCCUCCUCCCCCCCCUCUCUCUUUCCCUCCCUCCUCAGCCUCCUCCUCCUCUUCCCCCGCCUCCUCCCGAUCCCAUGAUGCUUCAAAUGCGGUUUAUGAUGUAAGCCUGUUUUUGCGUACAGCUUUCAUUUUCGACCCAGGAUCAGGAUCGCGCCAGCUUACAUGCACGCGAGUUCUUGCAAUCUGGUGCCAGAGCGCGCAAGCCACCCAACCACGGACGUGCCCCCUGAGAGUACUUGUGGGCAGUCUUUGCGAUUAUAGUGAUAGAGUGUCUCGACCUAUUCCCGGUUGCUCUCCCCCUCGCUUUAGAAAAUG
This is a messenger RNA of Prorocentrum cordatum, 1682 nucleotides long. The record is from the annotation of a GenBank genome assembly. NCBI's taxonomy places the organism in Eukaryota, Dinophyceae, Prorocentrales, Prorocentraceae.